Messenger RNA from Salmo salar (Atlantic salmon), 2631 nucleotides. RefSeq names its product phosphatidylinositol 3,4,5-trisphosphate 3-phosphatase and dual-specificity protein phosphatase PTEN. The record is from RefSeq and is a predicted model, not a curated record. Gene Ontology annotation, cellular component: nucleus; cell projection; cytosol. Gene Ontology annotation, molecular function: phosphatidylinositol-3,4-bisphosphate 3-phosphatase activity; protein tyrosine phosphatase activity; phosphatidylinositol-3,4,5-trisphosphate 3-phosphatase activity. Gene Ontology annotation, biological process: protein dephosphorylation; negative regulation of cell population proliferation; regulation of phosphatidylinositol 3-kinase/protein kinase B signal transduction. NCBI's taxonomy places the organism in Eukaryota, Metazoa, Chordata, Actinopteri, Salmoniformes, Salmonidae.
CUCUGAUGUGUCCUUCCGCUGCCAACAAAAGAACUAGCUAGCCGACUACAAAAAACGUCAGUCGGGAAAAACGUACACUGUAAAUCUUCUGCAAGGAAACAGCUAUUCUAAGAAUUCACAUGUAUUUAUUUGAUAGAAACUUUUUUAUUUCUAGAUGUAUAUAUUUGCCGCGGUAGGAUAUAUAUUUUAAACCUCUACAUAUGUUUUUCCCUUCCGUUGGAAGCCAUGAUGGAAGCUUGAGAGAAACGCAAAAAGAAGAUGCUUCCCGGGACAUAUGUCAAACGAGUCUGUGCAAAUAUUUGGUCUUUGUAUAGCUAUUAUACAUGCACGUUGGAGCCGGACACUUUUUCGCGUGUAUUUUGGCAAUCCAUCGGCGAAGAUGUUGAUUCGCUAGGAGGUUUUUGGAUUUUUUAAAAAGUGGGUAGCUAUUGCAGCUCGCUAGAUGGCUAGCUAAGUCUGAGUGGAUACGGUAACUAAUUACUACUGGGCUUUCCAAGGGCCGGUAGUCUUCAAAUUCGAGCGAGCGCCGGAGAGUUAUCUCCUCGCUGGUCGGUCAUCACGGCGGCUUCGGUAAAUCAAGAGAUUCGGACCGUCUUCUACCUUACGGUUAGACGGGAGGAUAAUUGUAUGUGUUUUUCAAGGGGGAGUUGCAAGACAAAUUCCAUUAUUGGGAAAGUUUGGCCUGCGCGGAAGAGCAGAGCAAGGCCCGUCUCUAUGAUCCAGAGAAAAAGCCAUUCUAGCUAGCUAACGCGUUAAUCCUACUCACGACGACGACCACUGUUGGCUUGUCUCACUGCGAGGAAGGAGCUGCAAAAUCAAAAGAGCAAAGGGCGAUCGUGAAGCAAAGCCAUUGCAAACCGAAGCAAAAGCAACGGCAGCUAGCUAACUUUUCAUAAUUUGAAACCCACAGACUCCUGUCACUAGCCAGCAAACUAGUUAGCUACAAUGGCUGCGAUAAUAAAAGAAAUGGUCAGCCGGAACAAAAGGAGAUACCAGGAGGAUGGGUUCGACUUGGACUUAACGUAUAUCUAUCCAAACAUCAUUGCUAUGGGCUUUCCUGCAGAACGACUCGAAGGAGUGUACAGAAACAAUAUAGACGACGUUGUACGGUUUCUUGACUCAAAACAUAAAAGCCAUUAUAAGAUUUACAAUCUUUGUGUAGAACGACACUAUGAUGCUGCCAAAUUUAACUGCAGAGUUGCACAGUACCCCUUUGAAGACCACAAUCCACCUCAGCUAGAGCUCAUCAAGCCAUUCUGUGAAGAUCUGGACCAGUGGCUGAGCGAGGAUGACAAUCAUGUGGCGGCCAUCCACUGCAAGGCAGGGAAGGGGCGCACUGGGGUGAUGAUCUGCGCCUACCUCCUGCACCGCAGCAAGUUCCAAGAGCCCCAGGAGGCCCUCGACUUCUAUGGGGAAGUACGGACAAGGGACAAGAAGGGAGUGACAAUCCCGAGCCAACGGCGCUAUGUGUACUACUACAGCCACCUGCUGAAGAACAAGCUGGACUACAAGCCAGUGGCUCUGCUCUUCCAUAAAAUGGUGUUUGAAACGCUGCCAAUGUUCAGCGGAGGCACCUGCAGGGACAGUACCAUUAAAAACAGGAGCGAGCCGAUCCCUCUGGGUUUCAAGAAAGGGAAUUGGCAUUGGGAUCCUCAGUUUGUGGUGUAUCAACUUAAAGUCAAGAUCCACACGUCCAACCCGGCUCACACACGGAGGGAAGAAAAGCACAUGCUAUUUGAGUUUCCCCAACCGCUGCCCGUGUGUGGAGACAUCAAAGUGGAGUUCUUUCACAAGCAAAACAAAAUGAUGAAGAAGGAUAAGAUGUUCCACUUCUGGGUUAACACCUUCUUCAUUCCCGGGCCAUCGGAGGAGAGCAUGGAGAAGGUGGAGAACGGGUCGGUGGUGGUGAACGACAUGGAAGGGGUCCAGAACCAGCCCCCGGGCGGCCCCCCUCCCUAUGCCCAGCCCCCCCAGAGCGCCAAGCGCAGGGACAGCAGCAAAGACAGUGACGGGGACUACCUCAUCCUCGCGCUGACCAAGAAUGACCUGGACAAGGCCAACAAAGACAAAGCUAACCGCUACUUCUCACCUAAUUUCAAGGUGAAGUUGUAUUUCACAAAAACCGUGGAAGAUUCUUUGAAUUCCGAGGUGAGCACUUCGACAUCCGUCACUCCGGACGUUAGCGACAAUGAGCCUGACCAUUAUCGAUAUUCCGACACCACUGACUCUGAUCCGGAAAAUGAACCUUUUGACGAGGAACAGCACACGCAAAUCACAAAAGUGUGAACUUUUUUUAUCAGGAAAAAACAGGAGAGAACUUGAAUAUGAACUCAAAAGAAGAACCUUUGUCCCCCUACCUUCCCCAAAAUGGCAAUAGAGCAUCAUCAUGUCAAAUGCCAAUUUUUGUAAAAAAAAAUAUUAUCCUGACCAAUAUGUUUUUCUUAUUUUCUUUGGCGCGGCCGUGUUCCAUGCACAAAGUAUUGACACUGUUGGCCCGUGGGGAAAGGUGCUUGUGUGUGUUUGUAUGUGUGUGUGUGUAUGUGUAUAUACAGUGCCUUGCGAAAGUAUUCGGCCCCCUUGAACUUUUUGACCUUUUGCCACAUUUCAGGCUUCAAACAUAAAGAUAUAAAA